GUGAAGUGUGUCAUUUACAAGCACGAAGAAAAGCAUUUGGAAGAUGAGAGCGAAUUUUAUGAUGUUGUUCAUAAAAUUCUAGUGGAUAGGUGGAACAAGAACAAUACACCACUUCAUUGCUUGGCACAUGCUCUAAAUCUAAGGUAAUUACAAGUUUACAACAUAAUUUACCAUUUUUGCUAAGUCUUUAGGGCAAACACCUCUUAGUUAAUUAUUUACUUUAUAAUGUAGGUAUUAUAGUGACAUAUGGCUUGAAGAGGAUCCAAAGCGAGUUCCUCCACACAAGGAUGAAAAGGUCAUGAAUGAGAGAAAGAAAUGCUUGAAAAGGUAAUUAAAUGAUUCCAUGGAGCGUACCAAAGCCAAUGUGGAGUAUGCCAAGUUCUCAACUAAGGAGGGGUCAUUUUCCGAUGUUGAUUCUAUUGAAGAUAGAUAUAAUAUGGAUCCUCAUAGUUGGUGGGUAAUUCAUGGUGCAUCCGCCCCGAUUCUUCAAACUUUGGCCUUGAAGAUUCUCACUCAACUUUCUUCUUCUUCAUGUUGUGAGAGAAAUUGGAGUACAUACUCCUUCAUCCAUUCAUUGAGAAGGAACAAAAUGACCCCUCAACGGGCGGAGGACUUGGUGUAUAUUCAUAGUAACCUCCGUCUUUUAUCAAGGAGAAGUCCACAAUAUUGUAAUGGGGUAACUAAGAUGUGGGAUAUUGCGGGAGACCAAUUUGGCUCACUUGAUGAUAUUGGGAUGCUUGAGGUUGCAAACCUCUCACUUGAUGAACCCGAAAUGGAGGUUGUAAUCUUCACGGACGAUGGAGAUGGUGACCAAGCCAAUAGCGAUGAAGAAGUGAUGGAAGUUGGGUCUAAUUGAUAUUUGGACACGUGGCUGUUUAGUUUAUGGAACUAUGGAUGUUUUCUCUUUUGAUUGGGUUGUAUUAACUAUUAAAUCUAUGACUAUGGAUGUUUUGUUUUGCUUUAAUGGACCGAUGUUAUGAUGUAUGCAUCUAAUCUAUUAUGUUAAAACUACUAAUGGUUAGUAUUUAUGGCAAAAUAUGAAUGCUAACUGUUAAGUUGUUCAUUAUUUACAUAUUGCAAUGUAAGCAUGGAGAAAAGAAAAAAAAAUAAAAAUAAAUCAUAUAUAUAUAUAUAUUAUAUACACGUGGCGUGUCCCUCGUCGUGUCCGUAUUUUGAUUUUUUUAGAAUUGCCGUGUCCC
Molecule: messenger RNA, 1199 nt
Organism: Rhododendron vialii
Lineage: Eukaryota; Viridiplantae; Streptophyta; Magnoliopsida; Ericales; Ericaceae
Exons: 1
Coding region: 344-856 (170 amino acids)
Molecular function (GO): protein dimerization activity
Source: RefSeq, a predicted model, not a curated record